This is a messenger RNA of Porites lobata, 522 nucleotides long. NCBI's taxonomy places the organism in Eukaryota, Metazoa, Cnidaria, Anthozoa, Scleractinia, Poritidae. The record is from the annotation of a GenBank genome assembly.
AUGCUUACCAUGACCAGUUCCUACCAUUAUUUGGACAAACUAGAUGAUUUGGUCAACGGAAAUUACAAUCAGAGUCUACACCGAAGCAUCAAAAUGAAACCGGCCGAUGUCAACGAGUCUAAUGGACACGCUGUUUGGAGAACCUUGUACGGUAAACAAUCAGCCCCCACCAAGUAUAAAUUCAAGGUAGGAGAUCAAGUCAAGAUCAGUAAGCACAAGCGAAUCUUUCAGAAAGGUCAUCUGCCAUCCUGGACGAAGGAGACAUUUACCUUUGCCCAACGAAUACCCCGAGAUCCUCCGGCGUAUCGCCUAAAGGAAGCAGACGGUGAUUUCAUUCAAGGCACCUUUUCUGAGCCAGGGCUACAGAAAGUACUAGAAAAGCCAGAUCACUUGUUUCGCAUUGAAAAAAUUUUAAAGUAUCGUGGAAAAGGUGCUUCCCAAGAAGCGUUGGUUCAUUGGAAAGGUUGGCCCAAGAAAUACGAUAGUUGGAUUACUCAUAAGCAGCUGGUGUCCUUACAGUAA